Eucalyptus grandis is the source of this 4483-nucleotide messenger RNA. RefSeq names its product elongation factor-like GTPase 1. The record is from RefSeq and is a predicted model, not a curated record. Gene Ontology annotation, biological process: cytosolic ribosome assembly. NCBI's taxonomy places the organism in Eukaryota, Viridiplantae, Streptophyta, Magnoliopsida, Myrtales, Myrtaceae. Gene Ontology annotation, cellular component: cytosol; ribonucleoprotein complex. The transcript has a single exon. Gene Ontology annotation, molecular function: GTPase activity; ribosome binding; GTP binding. Bases 231 to 3323 code for a protein of 1030 amino acids.
AACCCAAAACCACAAUGAUUCACGCAACCGAAGAAGAACCAGCCCCAACCGAAUCGAACCAGUUCGAUCCUCCGCCGCCACCUCCAUCUCCUCGAACCUCGCCGCCAAAGGUCGCCGCUUGAACGCCGCCGCGGCCCAUCCCGGCUCCGUCUUCCCAAUUCGCAGGAGCUCUCCCCUCCCCUCUUCGCGAUUCGACGUUGCUUCGAGGGCAGGAGCAGAAAGAAGAAAAGAUGGGCGAUUCCGGCGACGCCAGGAAGGUCCGGAACAUCUGCAUCCUCGCCCACGUCGACCACGGCAAGACCACCCUCGCCGACCACCUGAUCGCGUCCUGCGGCGGCGGCCUGCUCCACCCGAAGCUCGCAGGUAAGCUCCGGUUCAUGGAUUUUCUAGACGAGGAGCAGAGGCGUGCCAUCACGAUGAAGAGCUCCUCGAUUGCUCUCACCUAUAGGGACUACUCGGUCAAUCUCAUCGACUCCCCCGGCCACAUGGACUUCUGCAGCGAGGUGUCCACCGCCGCCCGGUUGAGCGAUGGGGCGCUGGUGCUGGUGGACGCCGUGGAGGGCGUCCACAUCCAAACCCACGCCGUGCUGCGCCAGGCUUGGAUCGAGAAGCUCACUCCUUGCUUGGUGCUCAACAAGAUCGAUAGGUUGAUCUGUGAGCUGAAGCUGAGCCCCAUGGAGGCUUACAAUAGGUUGUUGAGGAUAGUCCAUGAGGUUAAUGGGAUCGUGAGCACUUAUAAGUCGGAGAAGUACUUGUCGGACGUGGACUCGAUGCUCGCGGUUUCCGCGGGCGGCGUGGUCGAUGACGAUAAUCUGCAGUUGAUUGAGGACGAUGAGGAAGAUACCUUUCAACCCCAGAAAGGGAAUGUGGCGUUCGUGUGUGCAUUAGAUGGGUGGGGCUUUAGUAUUAAUGAGUUUGCUGAGUUUUAUGCUUCGAAGCUCGGAGCCAGUGUGGCCACACUGCAGAAAGCACUUUGGGGUCCGAGGUACUACAAUAACAAAACGAAGAUGAUAGUGGGCAAGAAGGCAUUAGGUGGAGGAAGCAAUAAGGCUAAACCCAUGUUUGUCCAGUUUGUGCUGGAGCCACUUUGGAAGGUUUACCAGGCAGCUCUAGAACCUGAUGGGGAGAAGGAGAUGCUUGAGAAGCUCAUCAAAUCGUUUAAUUUAUCCAUACCCCCUCGUGAGCUCCGGAAUAAGGACCCUAAAGUAAUGCUGCAAGCUAUAAUGAGCCGCUGGCUUCCUCUUUCCGAUGCAAUUUUAUCCAUGGUUGUUAGGUUUAUGCCGGAUCCAAUUGCUGCGCAAUCAUUUCGUGUCUCACGAUUGCUUCCUAAGAGAGAAGUUCUAGAUAGUGGAGUUGACUCAGACGUUCUUGCAGAGGCAGAACUUGUUAGAAGAUCUGUUGAGAAUUGUGAUGGUAGCUCCGACGCACCAUGUGUUGCAUUUGUAUCCAAGAUGUUUGCUAUCCCAAUGAAAAUGCUACCUCUAAGAGGUCCACAGGGGGAAGUGCUGAACAAUGCAAAUGAUGAAGGCCCAGGUGGAGAAUCAGAUGAGUGCUUUCUUGCGUUUGCUAGGAUUUUUAGCGGGGUUCUUUCUUCAGGGCAGAGAGUUUUUGUGCUUUCGGCUUUGUAUGAUCCCCUCAAGGGAGAAUCGAAGCAAAAGCAUGUGCAGGUAGCUGAGUUGCAUUCAUUGUACUUGAUGAUGGGUCAAGGCUUAAAGCCCGUUUCUUGUGCAAAGGCAGGGAAUAUUGUAGCCAUCCGCGGCCUUGGUCAGCAUAUAUUGAAAAGUGCGACCCUUUCAUCCACUAUGAACUGUUGGCCCUUCUCAAGCAUGGCUUUCCAAGUUGCUCCAACCCUCCGAGUGGCAAUUGAGCCAUCUGACCCAGCAGAUAUGGGUUCGCUUAUGAGAGGAUUGAGGCUUCUGAAUCGAGCAGACCCAUUUGUAGAAGUCAGUGUUUCUGGUAGAGGUGAACAUGUGCUGUCUGCUGCUGGAGAGGUUCAUCUAGAGAGGUGCAUAAAGGAUUUGAAGGAGAGGUUUGCUAAGGUAAGAUUAGAAGUCUCACCGCCCCUCGUUUCCUAUAAAGAGACUAUUGAGGGUGAUCAAUCCAAUCCACUAGAAAACCUGAAGUCAUUAUCUAAGAGCUCAGAUUAUGUUGAGAAGACUACUCCGAAUGGAAGGUGUGAUAUUCGAGUGCAAGUCAUGAAACUGCCGCCUGCGCUAACUAAGGUGCUUGACGAAAGUGCUGACCUCCUUGGGGAUGUUAUAGGUGGUAAGCAAGGAUGGAGCAGUAAAAUAGUGGAAACACAGCAACCAGGAACGAAGGAAAAGGAAAAUCCAACUGAAGUACUUAAGAAACGUAUAAUAGAUGCGAUAGAUAGUGACAUCAACUCAGCGGCUGAGAACGACAAGGAUCGUGCUGAUAAAUGUAGAGCAAAGUGGCUUAAGCUCCUUAGGAGGAUUUGGUCACUUGGGCCUAGGCAUGUUGGUCCAAAUAUACUCUUCACUCCAGACUUCAAGAGAACGAUUUCUGAUAAAUCUGUUCUCAUUCGAGGGUCGGCCUAUGUAUCUGAGAAAUUAGGCUUUCUGGAUACUCCUGAUUGUGAUAAUAUAGCUGCAGAGCAAUUUGUAGAAUCUAAUCAAGAAUUGUACGAUGAAGCAAAGAGUCUUGAGAGUGGUAUCGUAUCUGGUUUUCAACUGGCUACGUCAUCUGGCCCCUUGUGUGAUGAACCAAUGUGGGGCUUAGCUUUUGUUGUUGAGGCCUAUAUUUCUCCUUUGGCGGGCAAAUCUGGUGAACCUGAAAAUAAUCAGCAGCCUGAGCAGCACGCCAUCUUCACUGGGCAAGUUAUGGCGGCAGUCAAAGAUGCCUGUAGAGCAGCAGUUCUCCGAAAUAAACCCCGACUUGUUGAAGCCCUGUAUUUCUGUGAGUUAAACACUCCAACCGAAAACUUGGGAUCAAUGUAUGCUGUUUUGGGUAGGAGAAGGGCUCAUGUUCUGAAGGAGGAAAUGCAGGAAGGGUCACCGUUGUUCACAGUCAACGCAUAUGUUCCAGUUGCUGAAAGUUUUGGCUUUGCAGAUGAGCUAAGGAGAUGGACAGGUGGAGCUGCUAGUGCUCUGCUAGUACUUAGUCACUGGGAAGCGCUUCCUGAGGAUCCUUUCUUUGUGCCCAAAACUGAAGAGGAAAUUGAGGAGUUUGGAGAUGGUUCUAGUGUACUUCAGAAUACAGCAAGAAAGCUGAUUGAUGCCGUGAGGCGGCGAAAAGGCCUUCCUGUGGAGGAAAAGGUUGUUCAGCAUGCAACAAAGCAGAGGACCCUGGCUCGGAAAGUGUAGACAUUUGCAAACAAACAUGUUGUGAUAUUAGCUAAUAGAAAUAUAUUUUUGGAGCUCUACAUUUCACCACUAAUUGAGUUGGAAAUGCGAGCGAGUAGGAAAUGUUUCAUUGUCCCCUCUUAAUUUACGAUGUAGAGGUUCAACUAGAUACAUACGCUAAUCAAAAAAGCUUUUUGAGUUGGAUGUUCUUCCACAUAAAUCGCUAGCAUCAGUUAAGACUCGGUGAUCGAAGCAUAGUGUCAAGUGAAUUGUAAAAGGGCUAACGUAACUAUUGUUGAUUGCAUCAUUCAAAACAUCAAGCGAUGUGUUUGGUCGAGUAGUGAUAUAAGAUGACACUCCUUGUUAUACACGACUAUGGUAAAAGAAGGAUUUUAUCAGCAGAACCCAUUGAGCGACUAGAGAGACAGGUUGGCAUGAUCCUGCAGCAAGUAUAUGAAGUCAUUUGGUUUGAGUAAAUUUGAGGCAGUCGUUGUUGGACAUUGUUACCAUGCUCAAUCUUCAUCUGCAGGCAAAUGAUUUAUAAUUUUUCUUCAGCUGAUACAUAGAAGUGAAUGCAUAGCAAAUUGAACGGUUUCUUAAUCUUUCUUUGCGAGUAGAUUAUGCUUUCCUUGGUGAUUCCAGACAGAGAUAUGUCAGCAGAUUGAUGAACAAAUUACUUGAAGAAGGUUAUGACAUGCACAAACAUUUGCUCCCAUUAUGGCACUAUCAUUUCUUGGACAGAUCAGAUUGGCAGAUCUUGUUAUAAUCUCUCUUCAGCAUAAUGUACUUCUGAGAAUUUAGACAUCAAUGGACUUUUUUCUACUAUUAGAAGUGUACAAAGUCCGUUUCUCUUGUUCAAUCUCUUGGUUUUAUAUUGACUGCAGAAAUAGUUUUCUACAGGCAUAGAGCAAAGGGUUUUAGAUGUUCAGGAGCUUCUUGAGCUGUCCGUUUAGAGGUCUUCAUGUAAAGGUGACCCUAACAAGGAUUGCUUGUUUGUUUUAUGCCAAAGGGAAUGGCAGAUUGCCUUAGCAACUACAAUUAGCAUCUGUUGGUCUUGUUUUUUCAGCAUUCCUCUGCCGCUGUAAGUGUGCUUUUCUGUGCCCCAUCUGGAUACAGCAAAGUUCCUCUGUGAAACUUGACUGAUCUUGAAUAAGUAGCUGUCACAGGGUUCAUUCUUUUAA